AUGCGCGACGAGCGGCCACUGUUCAUCGGCCUUGGCACCCGCGGCACGGUGCAGCAGCAGCUCUACCUAGCACAGGAAAUGCAGCGGCGAGGGAUCUCGCCACUCCUCGUUGCCAUGCCUGUCCACGCGCGGCUGGCAGGACGCUCUGGCGUGCCCUUCACCCCCAUCAUGGAAGACCGAGUUGACCCUGCCAGUGGUGUGACCGCAUCAGCAGCGGAGGCUACCCAGUACCUCGUUGGGCUAUACGCGGCGCACGCGGAAACCUUCAUGCAGCAGGUCUCCGCAGCAGCAACGGAGCACCGAGCCACAUGCGUCAUCAUCUCUUCCAGCAUGGUCUACUUCCUCGGCUGGCUGCGGCGGCAGCGCCUGCCGAUUGUGCACGCGUGGUACCAGCCCAUGAGGUGGAAUGGCGGCCGCAACCUGGGCGUGAGCUACGAUCAAGUCCAUCCAGGCCUCGAUGCCGACUUUGUUGCUGUCCGCACCGGGCCCCACGCGAGCGCAGAUCUUCAUUUGCUCGCCUUCCCGUCAGAGUGGUCGGCGACGCACCUGCCUGGCGUGGCCGGCACCGCGACGGGCUUCUGGCUGCCGCCCGCAGACGCUCAGCUCGAGCUGCCGGGCGAGGAGCUGCGCGCCUUCUUGGGCGCGGACGGCGCGCCUGUCGUGUGCCUCAACUUCGGCAGCAUGCGCGCGUACGAGCAGCCUUGGGCGGCGGAGCUGCUCGCGGCACUGCGCGACCUGCUGUCUCGCGGCGAGAUCCGGUUGCUCGCCAUCGGCCGGCUCGUGCCGGAGGCCGUGCGCUCAUGGCAGCACACGGCGUGGGUGGCGUCGGUCGCUCACGCGCAUGUGUUCCCUCGGUGCGCUUGUGUCGUCCACCACUGCGCCUCCGGGACGGCUGCGGCGGUGCUCGCGGCGCGCGUGCCGUCGGUGGCGGUGCCGUACGCCCAGUGGCUCGACCAGCCGCACAUCGCCAGCUGGCUCGAGCGCGAGGGCGCGGGCGUGCAUGUGCGCGAUGGCUCGCGCAGUGAGGCGGCGUUCGCCGCGGCGGUGCGGCGUGUGAGCACGGAUGUGGCGUUGCGGCGCGGUGCGACGGCGCUGGGCGAGCGCUGUGCGCGGGGCGGCGGCACCGAGGCCGCAGUCAGAGCCAUCACGGCGCACCUGGCCCGACUACCGCUGGCUCCCGCAGCGGCAGGCGAGCUGGUGCCAUCGCCAGGCAGCGUGGACGGCGAGCUGACGCUGGAGGCGGUGCUCUCGCUGGCGCGCCGCGCAUCUGCCGAGUGGGUGACGGCCGACACUGCGCUCAACGAGCUCGACUCGCUCGAGGCGCUCGAGCUGCACGCGCUGCUGGAGGCGGCGGCGGGGAGGCCGCUGCCGACGACGACGGUGCUCGACGACCAGACUGCGAGGAGGAGCUCGUCGCACGCGCGCCCGUGCACGCAAUCGGUGGGAUCUGCGACGGCGGGCUCAUUGCUGCACUGGGGCAUUCUGUUCCCCUUCUUGGGCCACGGCUGUUGGGAGAUGAUGGCGGCGGGACGCGACGACGAAACGCAGCCCGACGGCAAAUUCGAUUCGAUGGCGAUGCUAAUCAGCUUGUCGGGUGAGCCGAGCCCGCAGAUUGUCACAACGCUCCACAUGUACGCCAUCGCCUCAACCUUCGUGAUGUUCCACCACGCCGGCCAAGCGCUGCUGAAAGACAUCGUGCCCAGCAGCACGAUCGGAAUGGCCAAUCAGAUGUCUCCUUUCAACUCCUUUGCCCUCAUGAUGGGCGUAUGGGACCGCGCACGAGGGGUGCCUUGGGCCCGCGUCAGGACCGAGUUGCGUAUCUCAGGGAUGCUCCUCUUGCUCACAUACUACACGGCGUUCCCCGAGUGCAUCGCCGCAUUGUACGUGUCUUGCGGCUGGUCGCCAGCCCUCUUGGCGUCGGACCCCAGCGUUCGCGCCACAGCCUCGGACGGCUCAACGAACGGUCUCAUCGGUCGCUUCACCGCCCCGUCUUGGUGGUUCCUGGCGGCGAUUGUGUAUCGAUCACUGGCGUAUUUGUCGGCUCGCGAGGCCCGCUCCAUCGCCUCGACAGCGGAGGUUGGUGGACAAUGGUCGCCCGAGCUCUUCCCCUAG
Messenger RNA from Emiliania huxleyi CCMP1516, 2112 nucleotides. RefSeq lists its product as hypothetical. The coding region runs from base 1 to 2112 and encodes 703 amino acids. The record is from RefSeq and is a predicted model, not a curated record. NCBI's taxonomy places the organism in Eukaryota, Haptophyta, Isochrysidales, Noelaerhabdaceae. The transcript is spliced from 4 exons.